AUGAGACUAUACAUUGUCUUUGCCUUUCUCUUCUCCUAUAUCUUACCUGGGCUAAAUUUCACCAAUGCAACCGCUGUCCCGGAGGGCUCCUAUGCCGAAGCUCUUAGUCGAGCUAUGAAUCUCUCUUCUCGAGGAUUGGAGAAACGAAAUGAAAUCGACAAAUGGAAUCAUGAUCACCCCGCGAACCGUAUCGCUGCCCGGUACGUGUGUCCAAACCCGCGAGUCCUCUUCACGGUCUUCGACUCCAUGGCAGUGUGGGAAGCCUUCAAUCGUGGCGUGUGGUUCACACAGCACUCGAGCGAAAAACGGCCGCGCUGGAGCGGCAUAGAGUAUCCACACAGCAUCACACUAGAAGCGUACCGCGCCCGAGUUGUGGAUCUAGGGCGCACCGAUGGCACUCUCUAUUUGUUCCCCCUAAACCCCACCUCGUCAGGCGAAUGGCCGGGCCAAUCAGGAGACCCUGGGAUUGGACCUCCUGGCGAGCAUAGAGUGGUGUACUGCCAGCACGGCAUAUUUUCCGGCGUGUCAGUGCUGUUCACGGAGCCGGAUGGAAUUAGAAUGGUCUGGUGUUAUCCGAUGCUUGAUUCUGGCCCCAGAGAUAUGGGAGCCACGUCCGAGGGGAACACCGGCGUCGACGAGGCUUGGCGGGAUUCGUAUGAUGGACACCACUAUCUAUACGCACCUGAUCCGACUUCUGGAUCACAUCCACCGGGUCCUACCUAA
Annulohypoxylon maeteangense is the source of this 723-nucleotide messenger RNA. RefSeq lists its product as uncharacterized. The transcript is spliced from 2 exons. The record is from RefSeq and is a predicted model, not a curated record. Lineage: Eukaryota; Fungi; Ascomycota; Sordariomycetes; Xylariales; Hypoxylaceae. The coding region runs from base 1 to 723 and encodes 240 amino acids.